Messenger RNA from Penicillium nucicola, 1725 nucleotides. Its product is annotated as ubiquitin-specific protease UBP6. The transcript has 3 exons. Bases 1 to 1725 code for a protein of 574 amino acids. The record is from RefSeq and is a predicted model, not a curated record. Gene Ontology annotation, biological process: proteasome-mediated ubiquitin-dependent protein catabolic process; regulation of proteasomal protein catabolic process; protein deubiquitination. Gene Ontology annotation, molecular function: proteasome binding; cysteine-type deubiquitinase activity; protein binding. NCBI's taxonomy places the organism in Eukaryota, Fungi, Ascomycota, Eurotiomycetes, Eurotiales, Aspergillaceae.
AUGUCGGCUAUACCGAUCAUUGUUAAGCAUGCGGGCAAGCGCCACGAAGUUGAGCUCGAUCCGACAUCCAACGGCGAAACGCUCAAGUACCAACUGUUCUCUUUGACCGGUGUUGAACCCGAUCGUCAGAAGGUCUUGAUCAAAGGUGGUCAACUCAAGGAUGACACCGCACUUUCCUCUCUCAACGCCAAACCCGGGCAGAUGUUUAUGAUGAUGGGCACGCCAUCCGGUGGCCAGGGUUCCGCUGACCUCGGUCGGCCGAAAGAGACUAUCAAAUUCUUGGAGGAUAUGACGGAGGCGGAUCUGGCCCGGCAGGAGGGUGCUACCCCGGCUGGUCUACAGAACUUGGGCAACACAUGCUACCUCAAUUCUUCUCUACAAGCUUUGCGCAGCGUCCCGGAGCUUCAAGAAGAGCUUCUUCGGUAUCGCUCAGACGCAGGAGCUGGUGGCUCGGGACUCUCUGAUCUCAGCAAUUUUGGUCUCGGUGGCUUGGGAGGUUCGCGAGACUUGGCCGCUGCCCUGCGAGACCUGUUUAAGCAGAUGUCCGAGACCCAAGUCGGCAUCCCUCCAUUGAUGUUCCUCAACGCCCUCCGCGCCGUUUUUCCUCAAUUCGCCCAGCGUGACCGAAACGGACAAGGAUACGCCCAGCAAGAUGCUGAGGAAGCCUUUUCUCAGAUCAUCAACCAACUGAGAGCCAAGCUGACUAUCACGGAAGGAGAGGGAGAGUCUGCCACGAAAACCACUUUUGUCGACAAAUAUCUCGCAGGACAAUUCGAAUCGGUCACCGAAUGUGAGGACCCGGCCGCCAAGGAACUCGGCGAGGAACCAAGCCAAAGUUCCGAUGUGUUCUACAAGCUUGAUUGUCAUAUUGGCAAGGAAACCAACCAUUUGCAGGAUGGAAUUCUGUCUGGUUUGGAAGAGCAAAUUGAAAAGAAUUCUCCUCUUCUUGGCACCAACUCUCUAUACAAAAAGCGAUCUCGUAUCGCCCGUCUACCCAAAUAUCUCACGGUGCACUUUGUCCGCUUCUUCUGGAAGCGUGAGACUCAGAAGAAGGCGAAGAUCAUGCGCAAAGUGACUUUCCCUGCUGAGUUGGAUGUCGUGGAGUUCUGUACCGACAAUCUUCGGAAAGAACUCAUCCCCAUUCGGGACAAGGUUCGCGAGAUUCGAAAGGAGGAAAUUGAUGUUGAGCGUGCCCAGAAGCGUCAAAGGGUUGCCGUGGAACGGGAACAGCGGCAGAAGAAGGAAACCGACCUGGGAGAGAGCGUAGAGCCUAUGCAAAAGAAGAAGGCCACUGAAGAGGCUAAGUCGAAGGACAAGGACGGCGAUAGCCAGAUGGAGGAGACCUUCAAGACCGACGCCGAAUACGAAGCCGAAAAGACCGAAUCUAUCCGCGUUGCCAAGAAGGAACUCCAAGAGUUGGUCAAACAGCAGGGCUCUGGAGACAGUGGCACCAACCAGUCUGGUCUUUACGAGCUUCGUGCCGUGAUCACCCACCAGGGUGCCAGUGCCGAUAGCGGCCACUACACGGCAUAUGUCAAGCAGCAGAACAAAGAUGAUGCUCAGACCGGCAACAAGCGACGCGAAACAGACGACAAGUGGUGGUGGUUCAACGAUGAUACCGUGACCGAGGUCGAGGCACAGAAGAUUGAGACCCUUUCUGGUGGUGGUGAAUCUCACUCUGCUCUCAUCUGUCUUUACCGUGCUAUUGACCUGCCCACGGAAUAA